Messenger RNA from Nicotiana tabacum (common tobacco), 411 nucleotides. The record is from the annotation of a RefSeq genome assembly. Lineage: Eukaryota; Viridiplantae; Streptophyta; Magnoliopsida; Solanales; Solanaceae.
AUGAAUAGAGGAGUCCAGCCACAAUCAUUAUUGAUUCGCCUGGGAGGAGUUCAACGAACUCAGAGAGAUGAGCCUAACAGUGCCCCAAGCCAAAAUAGAGAGAGGAGAAGAAUGCAACUAUCUAAUCGGGAUCACAGUUCCGACCAUUCCUUUGAAGGCCGAAAGGUGAAGAAGUGUUUAGCCACACUCUCUGCGGAACAGUCUUAUCAAAGCGCUCUCUUUAACCAAUCAAGCAAGACAGAUGGAAUGAAAGAAAGAAAAAGUAGCUCCGCAGCUCGCCCAGAAGAAGAUAGACCCGCCACUAUAGAUUUGUCAAUCCCUGGGCUUGGCCAAAGGCAUACCCGGCAUACUAAGACUAAGAUGAAUCAUCUCAGUUCCUCAACAGGCCUAGUCCCUAAAUCCCUAAACUAA